AGUCUGAACAAAAGAGACACCAGAGCGGCGAAGUUUCUCUCAUUGGAUGGACCAUGAUGAGUAACUAAUUUUCUUACUGUAACUUUACGACUUCAGCUACAUGAAUGGACCAUCGCAUUGACUUUUCAUUGCCACGAGAAUGUACCGUUAAGGAUGGGGAAACCUGUUGUUUUAUUGUGGGCAUAUGGACAGCAUCCAAGACUUAGUUGUUGGCCCUGAGACGGUAACUCCAUGCCAGAUGUCAACAUCAGCGAUUCCCUGUUUUGAAGAAGAAUGACUUUUGCUCCACAGCUUAACUCUGCGUCGCUCUGUGGAAGAUGAACCACUCCUGUCUCUCCCAGACCAGUGACACCACCAAUGUGACAGCAGAUCCACUGGGGGGCCAUGAGAUAUGGGAGGUGGUGGUGAUUGUACUCAUCACAGGGCCUCUCUCCCUGGUCACUAUCAUAGGUAACCUGCUGGUGGUGAUCUCCUUCCGGGUCAACAGGCAGCUGCGCACCUUCAGCAAUUACUUUCUGCUGAGCUUGGCGGUGGCGGACCUGAUCCUGGGAGCAGUCUCUAUGAACCUCUACGCUGUUUACAUUAUCAUGGGACGCUGGACCCUGGGCAGCCUGGCCUGUGACGUCUGGCUGGCUGUGGAUUAUGUAGCCAGCAACGCCUCAGUCAUGAACUUGCUGGUCAUCAGCUUCGACCGCUUCUACUCCAUCACCAGACCUCUCACCUACCGUGCAAAGCGCACCACACGCCGGGCAGCCGCAGCCAUCGGCCUGGCCUGGGCCGUGUCCUUCAUCCUGUGGGGGCCAGCCAUCCUGUUCUGGCCCCAUGUAGUGGGCAGGGAAGCACAGGACGCGGGUGAAUGCUCUAUCCCGUUCCUGACCGAGCCUGCUCUCACAUUCGGCACGGCCAUCGCUGCCUUCUACCUUCCUGUCACCAUCAUGGGAAUCCUGUACUGGAAGAUCUACUGGGAGAUCGAGAAGCGAGCCCAGGGUCUGGAGGGGCUAAUGGGGUCUGGGAGCAGUGGAGGGGCCUCCCAGGUGUCUGGGCGAAGGGAUGUCUACUCCAGCAGCACCAAGAGCAGUGUGAGCAGCUCCAGAGAGGUGCCUGUGGGCAGGGAGCAGAGCAGUGAGGUGUCCCAGGACUGUUUCCCUGUGAGAGAGGAGCCUAAACAGAGCAGUGAGAGGAGAAUAGCAACACUGUCAUUGUCUCCCACCAAGGGGGCCUACAGGGAGGGCUGCAGAGACAGCACCUGUAACAUAGAUGAGGAAGAGCCUACUGUCUCCCUUUCCUCCUCAGAGGAAGAACCAGAGCAGACGCAGCAGGGGGCGAGCGCUAAGACAAGCCCUAAAGCCAUGAUCCCACUCAGAGAUGCCCAGGGCAGAAACACCGUAGGGGCAAUCAAACCCCUGACAUCCAGGGCAGAGGACAGUACAGCAGGUCCACAGGGCAGGCAGCCCCCCCUAAGGGGCUCCACAUCAGACUCCAGACGCCACAAGCAGCCCAAAGCCAAGAGGAGGAGGAACACAAUUGUCAGAGAGAAGAAGGCAGCCAGGACCCUGUGUGCCAUCCUGCUGGCUUUCAUCCUGACCUGGACGCCGUACAACAUCAUGGUGCUGGUGUCAGUCUCCUACUGCGUGCCCGAGAAGCUGUGGCAGCUUGGCUACUGGCUCUGCUACAUCAACAGCACCGUCAACCCAGUCUGCUACGCCCUCUGCAACGAGCACUUCAGAGUCACCUUUAAGACGCUGCUGCUCUGCAGGCCGGGACAGAGGAACUGGGGAAUGGCUUAUAACGCCAACCAUGCCUCCUUCAGGACACACAAGACCAGCAGUACUGUCUGAACUUCUUCAAAGCUAGACACUACCCUCUAGCUUAAGAAGAGUCAGACCUGCCCUAGUAAAAGACAAUCCAUGCAAGGGGAUGAUUUUUUUGAAGGCAGAGGAAUUGCUUUUUGACUGUUCGGUAAAAAGGAAAAAGAAACAGACAUGCUAAGUAUGAUGGGCAUUGACAUGCAUAACAGUCAAUAGCAGAAAACCUACGCAGGGUAUUGCCUCAAAGUAGUCUUUCUUAAGAACAUUCCAUUGCAUAGAUCUAUGAUAAUCAUACAGUCUGUUUUUGCCCAUGACUGUCUUCAAACCUUCCUUCCUCACCCUCCCCUUCAGUUGCUCUCCAUGGAGCUGUUGGUCUGCCCGUUUUGACUUCGGGCCAGAGCCAUGAAAUGGCUUCUGUUUAUGACAUGUUUAUUGAAACAGGGUUAUGAAUUGGUCCAUAUGCCUUAAUGUUAAAUCACCACCAGGAACUUGCAAUAGAAAAAGGUAAAAAUAUAACAGACACUAAGAUUCCAUCACUGAUACUAUAGUGCUUCAGUGAUCCUGAAUGCACACUGCUGCAAUAUAGAAAAGAGGACACGGCACCAAAUACAGCCAGUGACAAAUAUUUUAUUUUC
Molecule: messenger RNA, 2443 nt
Organism: Oncorhynchus keta (chum salmon)
Lineage: Eukaryota; Metazoa; Chordata; Actinopteri; Salmoniformes; Salmonidae
Product: muscarinic acetylcholine receptor M3-like
Exons: 2
Coding region: 318-1838 (506 amino acids)
Biological process (GO): G protein-coupled receptor signaling pathway, coupled to cyclic nucleotide second messenger; chemical synaptic transmission; adenylate cyclase-inhibiting G protein-coupled acetylcholine receptor signaling pathway
Cellular component (GO): plasma membrane; dendrite; synapse
Molecular function (GO): G protein-coupled serotonin receptor activity; G protein-coupled acetylcholine receptor activity
Source: RefSeq, a predicted model, not a curated record